GGCUGCUGCUGCUGCUGCUGCUGCUGCUGCUGCUGCCAUUGGAAAGGAAGGAGGCCCUUUGCAAAGGAAAGAAGCUGGAUUUGCAGACUCUGGGGAGCAGGAUUGCAACCUUUCUGACCUCCUCUUGGAUUUGUUUUCUAUUUUUCCCCUCCUUUGAAAGGGCCUGGCCUCUGGUUUUUGCCCCUCCUUGCAAAGGUUCCAGUUUUGGAUUGCUUUUUGUCUUUCUUUCCUACGAAUCCAAACGAGAUCGUCUUGAAAAGGCAGAGCAUGGAGGCCAGUCACGCAGGAAAGGGCUUGAGAGGCUCAUCCCGGGACUGAAGCGGAAUGGCUGGUGCGGAUGAUGGGCCCGGGCCCUUUGGAGGAUUGAGGAGGAGCCUGGAUUUUAACCUUGCCUUGGGCUAGGAGGAGGAGGAGGGACUGUGGGGGUCCUUUUGCAAGGGGCUGGGGCUGGUUUUUGCAAGCCUUGCUGGGGGUUGCAGAGGCUUCUUCAUCGGGGGCCCUUUUGGGGGUUUAGACUUUGCAUUUGACAUUGUUGGCAUUGACAUUUUGCAUUUGGGAGACCUCUCUGUCUCUGUCUCUUGGAGCCUCUGGACUGCUGCUACAGGCUUCCUCGGGGUCUUUGGGGGGCUUUGGCUUGCUCCUUCUCUCCUCUCUCUUCCUUCCUUUGGGAAGCAGCCAGGGGGAUGCCUUGGGCCUUGGCUCCCUGGGAGCCUCCGGAUCGCCUGGGGCUCUGAGCCCUUCUUCCUCGGUGGGCCCUUGCUUCCCACCCCCCAAAGGCUGGGGCCCUCCUCUGCCAGGCCAGCCCUGCUGCUGCUGCUGCUGCUGCUGCCGCCUCGCUUGCUGCUGGCCCUGGUGGCCCGGCUCCUCUCGGCUCUCCUCGCCCUCUUGCCAGCCAAGCUCCGGGCUCCUCUCUGGGCGCUGCUGCUGCUGCUGCUGCCUUGGAGUGUGGCACUGAGUGCCCAGAGUGGGGCCAUGGCUGGGGCCAAGGAGAACCCCUGCAGGAAGUUCCAGGCCAACAUCUUCAACAAGAGCAAGUGCCAGAACUGCUUCAAGCCAAGAGAGUCCCAUCUGCUCAACGACGAAGACCUCAGCCAGGCCAAACCUAUCUAUGGUGGAUGGCUUUUGCUGGCGCCAGAAGGCACUGAUUUUGACAACCCUGUGCACCGUUCUCGGAAGUGGCAGCGCCGGUUCUUCAUCCUCUAUGAGCACGGCCUCCUCCGCUAUGCUUUGGAUGAGAUGCCCACCACUUUGCCGCAGGGCACCAUCAACAUGAACCAAUGUACGGACGUUGUGGACGGCGAAAGUCGGACCGGGCAGAAGUUCUCCCUCUGCAUCUUGACCCCCGAGAAAGAGCACUUCAUCCGGGCGGAGAACAAGGAGAUCAUCAGCGGGUGGCUGGAGAUGUUAGUUGUCUACCCGAGAACCAACAAGCAGAAUCAAAAGAAGAAGAGGAAAGUGGAGCCCCCAACGCCACAGGAACCCGGACCAGCGAAGAUGGCCGUCACUAGCAGCAACAUCCCCAGCGCGGAGAAGGUCCCGACCACCAAGUCCACGCUUUGGCAGGAGGAAAUGCGUGGCAAGGACCAGCCUGAUGGCAAUGGGGGCAUCAGCCCGGCUCCCAGCCCUGUGCAAGGUCCAGCCCCCUCCGCUUGCUCUUUGAAGGAGCCAACGUUGGAAAGCAAAGAAGAUGAAAGCGCCAUGAACAGCGACCGCAAUGAUUGCGGGCGGAAGACGCGUGUCGAGAGCGGCUACUUCUCCUUGGAGAAGACCAAGCAGGAGGUCAAGCCAGAAGAGCAGCAGCUGCCAACUCUGCCAUCUCCUCCCAGCCCCAGCACCCCCAGCAACAGGUACGGUGACCCCAAAUCACCCUCCCAGGAGCAGAGUCGCCCUUUUCCUUCCCCAGGUCCCCACCCGGGCAGCCGGAUGGUGUACAGCUUCUCUCUCAAUGCCCUGGACUCAAGGCACAAGGACUCCACUGACAGAGAUGGAGCGUGGGGAACAGAGCGCCUGGGCCGCCCCCUGGCCUUUAAAGCCAGCCGGCAGUAUGCCACCCUGGCUGACGUCCCCAAAGCCAUUCGGAUCAGCAACCGGGAGGCCUUCCAAGUGGAGCGGAAACGGCUCGAGCGGAGGUCCCGAGCCCGCAGCCCCGGAAGAGAGGAGGUGGCUCGCCUCUUUGGCAACGAAAGGAGGAGGUCCCAGGUAAUUGAAAAAUUCGAGGCAUUAGAUAUCGAGAAUGCUGAACAUAUGGAGACCAACGCUUCCACCAGCGAGACUCGACAGGGCAGGAGCGAGAAGAGGGUCUUCCCCAGGAAACGAGACUUUGUUGCUGAAACGGCAACCAGCUCCAUCCUGGAUAUGUCGGCUUCCCCUUUGUCCCCGCACCGUAGAGCGAAAUCACUGGACAGAAGGUCUACAGAGUCUUCCAUGACUCCUGACCUGCUGAAUUUCAAGAAAGGGUGGCUGACCAAGCAGUAUGAAGAUGGGCAGUGGAAGAAACAUUGGUUUGUCCUGACGGAUCAGAGCCUGAGAUACUACCGAGAUUCUGUGGCAGAGGAGGCUGCUGAUUUGGAUGGGGAAAUUGACUUGUCGACGUGUUUUGAUGUCACGGAAUACCCUGUUCAGCGGAACUAUGGCUUCCAGAUCCAUACUAAAGAAGGAAAGUUCACCCUCUCUGCCAUGACAUCAGGGAUCCGGCGCAACUGGAUCCAGACCAUUAUGAAGCACGUUCGGCCCACCACAGCGCCGGAUGUGACCAGCUCUUUGCCAGAGGAGAGGAGUAAGACCAGCUCCUCUUUCGACGCCUGUCCCAAGCCAAGUGAGAAACAAGAUGCAGAGCAAGCAGAGAUUGACCCUGAACACAAGCGCAGUCGCGCUCGGGAACGCAGGCGAGAAGGUCGCUCCAAAACCUUUGACUGGGCUGAGUUCCGUCCCAUCCAGCAAGCCCUGGCACAGGAACGGGCAAAUGUGGCAGAGAAUUUGAAAGACAGUGCCACAGCCUUCCCCAAAGAGCCUGGUCUCCAAGAUGGAGAUUCGGGGGAACUUGAGAGAGAACGCGCUCGGCGAAGGGAGGAGAGGCGCAAGCGAUUUGAAAGCCUGGAUGCUCCUGAUGGGGGAGGCGCUGAAGACCUCUCUAGGAUGGAGGUGGACAGACUUCCAGGGUUGCCCAUCUCUUCAGAAGCAAAGUCUCAGAACGUUCAUGUGGAGAUAGAGCAACGCUGGCACCAAGUAGAGACAACACCGCUGCGCGAGGAGAAGCAAGUCCCCAUUGCCCCUUUGCAUCUCGCACAUUCAGAGGAGAGCAGCGAAACACUCCACAAGCAGCACCUCACCACGCUCCUGGAAAAGGAGUUGGAGCAGAGCCAGAAAGCAGCCUCUGAUCUUCUGGAGCAGAAUCGCGUCUUGCAGGACCAGCUGAAAAUAGCCUUGGGCCGUGAACAGAGCGCCCGGGAAGGCUAUGUCCUACAGACGGAGGCCGCCGCUUCCUCAUCGGGGGCCUGGCAGAGGCUUCAUAAAGUCAAUCGAGACCUCCAGAGCGAGCUGGAAGCCCAAUGUCAGCGCCAGGAGCUUAUCAACCAGCAGAUCCAGUCCCUCAAGCGUAGCUACGGAGAAGCAAAGGAUGUGAUCCGGCACCAUGAGGCCGAGAUUCAGAGCCUGCAAGCAAGACUCAGCAAUGCCGCCGCAGAGCUCUCCAUCAAGGAGCAGACUCUGGCUAAGCUAAAGAACGACUUGAAAGCUGAAAAGAAGAAAGCGCAAGAGCAGAUGGAAGAAUGGCAGCACAGUGAAACAGCCCUGAGCUCCCAGUUAAAAUCCAGUGAGCAGAAGCUGAAGAAGGCAGAAGCACUCUUGUUAGAAAAGACCCAAGAACUGAGGGAUCUGGAGACACAGCAGGCCUUGCAAAGAGACUACCAGAAGGAAGUGCAGCGGCUCCAGGAUCGGAUUGCUGACCUGAGCCGGCAGCUGAGUGCCAGUGAGCAGUCUCGCAUGUCGAUGGAAGAGAAACUCCAAAGGAAUUAUGAGGCUUUGCUAGAAAGCUGUGAGAAGGAGAAGCAGGUUUUGAUCCAGAGUUUGAAAGAAGUAGAGGAUAAAGCCAGCGAGUAUGAGAAUCAACUUCAAAACAGUGAGCAGCAAAUGGAAAUUUUGCAGACAGAAAAACUGACGGCCAAAUUUGAAAGUAGUGAAAUUGUCCACCAGCUGGAGGAGCAGCUGGAAAUGAAGGAAGCAAGCAUCCAGAACCUUGUUGAUCACAUAAAGAGUCUUGAGGAAGAAAGGGAUCAGAUUAAGUCCCGGUUCCAAGAGCUGAUGAAUCAAGUUGCCGAGUCUGAUAAUGAGGUGGCCAAGCUACAAGCCAAGCUGCAACUGGAAGAGAGCCACUAUCACACUUUGGAACGUUCCUAUGAAGUGGUGUCCGGACAAUUUCAGAACUUGCAGAAAGUCCUGAAAGAAAAGGAGGAAGAGCUGAGAGUAGUGAGGGAAACCCAUUUGAGAGUUGUUGAGAAAAAGGAUCAAGACUUUGGUGAAUGUUUACUUAAAAAGGCCGCCAUGACCAGCAGCAUAGAGGAAAUGGAAGAAAAUCAGAAAGCCAAAGAAGAUGUGUUGAAAAUACUGUCUGAUGAGAAUAUAGCAGCAGACAUUGCUGAUACUGGACAAAUAGUAGAGGAAGUGCAACAUUUACAUGUGGAAGGAAGGCUUCCAGUUUCAGAUUGCAUGGCCAUCCAUGGUAUGGAUGAUGAUGAAGUCCCCAAUACAAGUCAGAGGCAAAUACAUGAGCAUACAGCAAUGAACACAGAGGAAUGCAAGUCUCCAUCCAAGUCUACAGACUUUAAUGAAAGGGAAAUUUUUCAGAAGGACUCAACAAAACCUGAUGUAGAAAUUCCAGGAGCCAAAAGACAAAGGAUUCGUUUUUCCAGCAUUCAGUGCCAAAAGUACAUUCACCCCGAUGGAUCAGAGAAGACAUGGACCAGCAGCACAUCCUCCGACACCAGCCAGGACAGGUCCCUUUCUGAAGAUAGCAUGUCCUCAGAACCAGCUCCCUGUUAUCCACCCGCAGGUGAUCCUGAGACUUAUCUGUCGAUCAUUCACUCCUUGGAAACAAAACUUUAUAUCACAGAAGAAAAGCUCAAAGAUGUAACCAUGACACUUGAAAGCCAGCAAGGCCAUAAUCAAGACACUCUCAUUGCCCUCCAUCACCAGUGGGCCAGCACAGAAGCUCAGCUUAGGGAACAGCUUCAGGAGAGCUUGACUCAAGUCGGCAUGCUGGUUUCACAGCUGGAAAGUGAGAAGCAGUCAAAGCUUAAGCUGAUGGAGAACCAUAUCAAUGAAUUGGGUGGGCUUCAUGGAAGAAACAACCAAGCCUUGGUUUGCUUAAGCCAGUGCAGAGAACAGCUCAGAUUGUUGCCCAGAUCUGACAAAGAAAAAGAAAGAGAGGUGUUUUUGGAUGCCCUAUCCAAUAUGGAACGUACUCUGUCUAAUGCAAUCCAGGUGUUACAAUUGACAUUUUCUUUGCCUGACCAUCAAGCAGAAGAGUAUCCUUCAGCCCAGUCUUUGCAUGCAGAAGGCAGCUGCCUUGAAGAGAAGAAAGCUCAUCUUCCCCUGCAGCAACUGGAACUUUCUGAACCAGACCAAUUGAGGUUGCUUUCCAGGAGGGUGGCUUUUGAAUCUUCGUUGAUCAACCAGAUAGCAGAGUCUUUGAGAGAUGCUUCUUCUAAGAUUUCUUUGACCCUUAGAGAGAUCCAUGGUACGGUGGAUGCAGUUCUGUUAGAGCCUUCAAACAUUUCACAUACUGCAGUAGCCUUGGCUGAUGUCUUAUCCAAAAAGCUGGUGUUGGAAGAUCAGUUUUGGAGUCAGGUAGGGGAGUUAAGGAAACAUUUGGGUGCUAUGGGCGAAGAAGAUAGCGAGAAAGUGGGGAGACUGAGUUCCAAUGUCCCAGAGUGCCUCAUUCAGUCGGUUGCAGACAGCACACUGGUUAAAGCAGAGCUUGGGUUUGUUGCUCAGAAAAUGAGAGAAUCCUUUCACCAGAGGUUAAAAGCCAUUGAAGAAGACCUCCACAAUACUAAAACAGCUCUUCAGCAACAUAAGUGCAUGUUGGAGGAAAUCAUUAAAGCUUACAGGACACCCGAUUUUGAUGGAGUUAUGCACCAGAUUUCUAAAGCCCUUGAAAUCCAAGAGGAUGCUUCAGGAGGAGUCCAUACAGCAUGGGAUGUAAGCCUUCAUGGCUCCAUGGCAGGAGCCCAGAGUUUGCAGGAUCUUAGCAGUCAGGCUCUGGCUGCUGUCCAUGAUGAUCUUGCUCAGCAGCUCAAAGACAGGGCAAAUGUCCUCAAAGAAAUCUCUGCUGCUCUCUUAUCUCUGUCCCCUGAAGAUGCCCUGAAAGACUGCCACAAACUCCUAAAGACUUCUUACAGUCCUCCCUAUGAUAUUUGCAUGGGGGAUCUUGAGCGUUACUCUUCUUUACUAGUGCAGGAUGCGAUUGUCCAGGCCCAGGUUUGUUAUGGGGCUUACAGAGCCAGGUUGGAGUAUGCAAAGGAGGCCAAGCUGUACAAGGACUCUCUUCAAAAUGUUGAUGCACUGUGUCAGGAACGCAUACGAGCCGUUGGUUCUCUCAGAGAAGAGUAUGAAGAACUGCUCCGGAAGCAGCAGAAUGAGUAUGCAGAAAUGAUUUCUGUGCUCGAAAAAGAGAACGCAGAACUCAAGGCCAAAGCAGAGCAGCUCGACAGUCAACGGAAGCUCCUGGAAGAGGAAGAGCAUAAGCAGAGCCAAAAAAUGUCAGACCUCCAGGGUAGUUAUGAAGAGGAAAUCCAAAACGUUGUUGAGCAGCUAAACAAGACUAAGGACAUGUUACAGACUGAACAAACUGAGGGGCUCCUCCGUCUAGAUGUCCUUGUGCAAGAUAAGCACAACUUAGAAAGGCAUCACCUUGAGCAAAUGCAGGCUUUGGAGGGCGAGUUCCAGACUAAGAUGAAAGAACUGCAAGUCCUCCACAGUAAGGAGCUGCAGGCCUUGCAAGAGCAUUACAACCAGAAUCUACAGCAUUUGCAGGAAUCCUUGGACGAGUACCAGAAGCAGCACCCAGAAACAUCGCCCACAGUAGCAUCUGGUGCAAGAGAAACAUGGGCAGCAAAUAAGGCCAGUGGUGGAAUGCAGGUCUCUGAAAGUGAGCAGAAUGCCAUGCAUGGGCUAAGAGAGCGCAUUCAAGAACUAGAAGCCCAGAUGAAUGUCAUGAGAGACGAGCUGGAGAAUAAGCACCUUGAAGGCAAUGCAUCCACGCUGCGGGAGAAAUACCAGAAAGACUUUGAGAAUCUUAAGGCGACAUGUGAACGAGGGUUUGCAGCUAUGGAAGAGACGCAUCAGAAAAAGAUAGAAGACUUGCAAAGGCAGCAUCAUCGAGAACUGGAGAAGCUGCGGGAGGAGAAGGAUCGCUUGCUAGCAGAGGAGACUGCUGCUACCAUCUCAGCCAUAGAAGCCAUGAAGAAUGCCCACCGGGAGGAGCUGGAGCGAGAGCUGGAGAAGACUCAGCGUUCCCAAAUUAGCAGCAUCAAUUCAGACAUAGAAGCUCUCCAGAGACAAUACCUGGAGGAGCUUCAGUCUGUCCAGCGUGAACUUGAAGUCCUCUCAGAGCAGUAUUCUCAGAAGUGUUUGGAAAACGCUCACCUGGCCCAGGCCCUGGAGGCAGAGAGGCAGGCCCUCCGCCAGUGCCAGCGGGAGAACCAGGAGCUCAAUGCACACAACCAGGAGCUAAACAACCGUCUAGCUGCAGAAAUCACUCGGCUACGGACACUACUGACUGGGGAGGGCGGGAUGGAGACGGCUGGUUCACCUCUUACCCAAGGCAAGGAUGCCUACGAGUUGGAAGUCCUGCUGCGAGUCAAGGAAUCAGAAAUCCAGUACCUGAAGCAGGAGAUCAGCUCUUUGAAGGAUGAGUUGCAAACAGCAUUGAGGGAUAAAAAAUACGCCAGCGAUAAGUAUAAAGACAUCUACACAGAACUCAGCAUUGUGAGAGCAAAAGCAGACUGUGACAUAAGCAGGUUGAAAGAGCAGCUCAAAGCAGCCACUGAAGCCCUUGGUGAAAAGUCUCCGGAGAACAGCACCGUCUCUGGCUAUGAUAUCAUGAAGUCCAAAAGCAACCCUGAUUUCUUGAAGAAAGACAGGACCAGUGUUGGCCGGCAAUUAAGAAACAUCAGGUCAAAGUCCGUUAUUGAGCAGGUCUCAUGGGAUAACUGAAAUGCACCAGAUUCCAGUCAUAUAGAGUCUGAAGGAAGGCCUGACGGUGCAGGAGCGCCUCAAGCUCUUUGAAUCCAAGGACUUGAAGAAAGACUAGUUCUCUCCUCCUUUCUGUUCGGCUUGAUCACGUGCACCUCCUUCGCUUGCAGCAUCGGAGCACAGGCACCCUUUCGUUUUGUUCUUUGUUCCUUAAGAUUCUCAUUGUUUUUUCCUUUUUUUAAAUGGAUGCUUCGGCAGAAAAGACUGAAAGAUCUGGCUGUUUUACUGCCCGCUGUCCAGUGGACUCUCUGACUUCUUGUCAAUAGGAGCAGGGAGGUAAAGGGCAUAUCCAACUCUUUGGCGUUCUACAGAAAAAAUCCUUCCUACUGUAUAUCCAUUACACUAAGUGUCAGUAUUAAGGCUUAACAGCCUAUCGAUAAGCUAGCUCUGUGUUACUGAAUGCUAAAGCAACAGGGCCCUGGGGAAGGGGAAGAAGAGGCCACAGACUGUGCUUAGCUCUGCCAGUUGAGAGUCACUCAGCACUUAGGUGCAUGCUUUGAGCCAUAUUUUAAACCUCCUGAACAAACUACGCACCAGGUUUUGACACAGCAGUCUCCCUCAGUACAAUGCGUUGGCUAGAGCCACAAGAACAAAAACACUGGCUUGCUGUCUGUCGGUGGUGCAGGGGGAGGCAUUUGGGAUUGCAUCUGGCAUCAUUCCACUCUGUGGACAAAUCUGAGAUAUAUUCCUCUUAAUUUACCGUAGAACUUUUACUAAACUGGCUUGUACACAGGUGAUAUAUGGAGGCUUGCCAAGCUCCUUGUAAAAUAAGUCUAAUAGUAGGCAGGCUCUUGGGGGAAUUUACCACUUCGUAUAACCAGCAACUGCUGUCCUCUUCCAGCUACAUUUCAGGGCACUCUCUCUUCUUUCAGUGGGAUGCAUUUGCCUGUGUGUAUACAUAGCACAGCGCAAACCAGAUUUUCCUUCCCUGUGGGUUCUGCUUAGACAGAGAUUGUUUCUUCUCUUAAAGAUGUCUGUUAAAGAAGAAGACAUUUGCACUUUUUAACUUGCCCUUCAGAUAAAUCUUUGCCAGCUUCUACCGUGCAACUGGCAGGAAUGGUACAGAACUGUAAGUAGGACUACUUCCGAAGGCAGAAAACAGCUGAGAGAUGUGAGGUGUAUCAGACUCCCAAGCAGAGGCAAAAGGAAAAAAGGGCUUGCCUUUGGGUUUUGCUUAGCAGUUACACAACAGUUGCAAUACUUUCUGUCUGUUUGUGCAUGCGAAUCAUAUCUGUGUGGGGAUAGUCAGUUGCAUGAUGGUAGUAGAGAGGGAGCUCUAAGUAGCAGGGAAAUGGCAGGUCAAGUUGGUAGGAUGUUAAUGUUCAGUGUCACCGAUUGGAAACAAAACAGUUCUGUGGCCCCAUCUGGGUUUCUUUUUUCUGCUUGCUGUACCCAAUAUGCUGGAAGCACUGAAUACCUUCUGGGAUGUACUGGGUCCCUGGGCCAGUGGUCUUUCCUAACCAAGACAGUGUACAUAGAGACACAUUGAACAAUGCAUGCAUCCCCUUCCCCUCAAAUAGGGGAACUCCUCUCUGUUGAGCAGGUUGUAGCUCUCUCUAAUGACAGUUAAUUCUGUAAGCUUUAAGGGCAAAAUCGUUUUUUUUGUAUUUUAAAGUCUUUUACUUGCAUUCUGUACUAAUUCUGUAGAUUUCAGGUUACUUGAAGUGAAUUUCUGCUGUGCAGCCUAUUCAGACGUUUGGGCAGAAACUAAUCUGUAAAAUGAGCUUUUGUAUUUACCAGACAGCAAGAUCAGCCCAUCUCUCUUGUGCAUCUUCAUGCUGUCCUUAAUGCAUAGAGACAUAGUUCCAUUGCGGUGAUAGAGGUUUUUUAAAAGUAGAUACUCCUUUUGCAGCAAAAAAUACACACAAAGGCAUGCUACAGAAACUGAGCCUGGUAAUUUUAAUCCAUGUACCUGAUUAUCUUUUAAUGUACCACAGUAACAGUCGCUGUGGACCUUUGCUGCUAUUAAUGGCUAAAGCAAAGAGGGUCAUAAAACUGGGUUGUGUAAUGUUCCUUCAAGAGGAGUUGUCAUCUUGGAGCAGCAUGGUCUUAGAGGACCUUUGGUUUUGCAUCUUCUUGAUUUGUCUCUGGCAGUUCUUUUUCAAUGCUAUAUGAAUAGGACACAGGUUGGCUGGGUUUCAAUGAUAGCUCUAGCUGCAUAUCCAUACAUUCAGACUGCAGAGAACUGCUGGUACUUUACUGAGACAGCCAGCAUCUUUUCCCCUGAAGAGGUGAAGGAGGAGGAAGCAGAUGUGGCAGCUUGUCUCUGAAAAAUCUCUUCUGGGCUUGACUUGUUCUUCUUGCUCCUUCAGAAAACUAGGCUUUAACCAGAGUAGAAGAAGCUUAUUUUUCCAUGAUAUUUACCUGGGACUUGAGAUAAGUGUGCUAGAAGAACAAAUGAUGUCCUGAAAAAUCAUUGCAGUUAGACUUGUGAUCACUCCUCCUCCUCCUCCUCCUCCUUUUAAAAGUUCAGCUCUCCUUUAAGCUCACACUUCACACAAUUUAAAUUGGUGUAAAUGACUGCUGAAACCGUUAAACUUCCUUUUGUUCAAGACUGUCUACACUGCUGUGACCAAGGUGCUCUCCAUUCGCCACAAAGUAAGCUGGUAUUCCGAAAGGCUUAAGUACGUAUGUUAUAUGAAUAUACAGGUAUAUUCUGUUACAAGCUGCUCCAUUUUACAUGAACCUACACUACAAAAAUAUCCAGAAUGUAUGGCCUAAGAGAAAGUUCAAGCAAAUGGAUGUACAGUAUAAAUACACCUUCGUAGCGGCUUCCUAAAUCUUGUUUGCUGAAAAUCAUUUGUUUCCCUUUCUCGCAUUUCUGAAACAGAACUUAGUCAUCCUCUAUUAAAGCAGCUUGUUUUCCUUUAUCCUGUUAAGCGAUGGAGAAGGAGGGUCGCUGGUGCAAAAUCCAGGCAGGCCGUUCUUCCUCGGCAGAGGCUGCCUGCAAGGAGCCCAGUGCGUUGUUUCAAGGAAGCGUUGCUUUGUGUAAUGACUUGGUCAGACUCCCACUGGACCUUUUGCCUUUUGGUGGUCCAGGCGCAGUACUUCGUUGUGAACACUUUUAAGCACAUUCACGCUCCGCGUCGCUUACCUUCCUUUGUAAUUUGUUUUCCAUUUUUAAAGCUUUGUUAUCCUCUUUAAAAAUAAUUUAAAACCUGUAUAGUAUUCAGAGCACGCCAUGUAAAUAUUUAUUACUCAAACUAGCGGAGGGUUUUUUGGGGUGACUUUUUUUUAUCUUGUUCUAAUACAGAUGUCCUUUUGACUUGGAAAAGGAAUUUAGUAUAUAACCUGAUAAACCUGCUCUCUUCCCUGACAGAACGUUUGUUGGUUUGUUUGAAUGUUACAAAUCUAUUUUUAAAUCUCUCGGACGGAUACCUUCUUAGUUUUGGAAACGCCUGUCCAAAGAACAUGUACAGCGCUUCAGGACUUUAAAUGGACUUACCUAUACAUUGGUUUUCCUCCCUGUUCACUUCCCUUCCCUCCUAGUUGGCAGUAGCAUAAAACAACUCUUGGGUGUGCAGAUAACACUAUAUUUAUAUAGUAACGGUGGUGGUAGCUACUCUUCCUAAGCCUCCCAAUAUUCUUGCAUGGAUCUUUAACUAUUGCAAAGCAAGCAGAUGAUUUCUAUAAGGGAACCAACUACUUUUGAUUCCCACAACUCUUGACAUCCCUUUCGCACAGCAUUGUGUUGUAACAGCAUGGCAGAACGCAGCUAACGCAGGGUGACUGGUCAGUUUACUUACACUGUAUUUCAUUGUAAUCUAGUUUCAGCAAAGGUGCAGCGCUGAGGCCAUCCUUACUACUUGAAUCUGAAAUGUUUUUCACAAGGGAGGGACCCAUUGCUGACUGCAUGAUCAAGAAAGGUUAAGGGCGAUGUAGAUGUUUUGGUUUUUCAGUGGUGUCCAAAUAGCUCCUGGGAUGCUUCAAAAUCCACCAGAGGGUAAAUUAAACGGGGGGAGUUGGCAGUAGAACACAAUCUAGUAACAAGACAACUGGCAAAUCUAUUCAGCAAUUAUUGCUUAAGUCUUUUGUUUCCUUCUGCCAAGUAGAGCACUGAUUCUAACCUACUUUAAAAUAGCAACCAUCAUGUGUUUGAACACAAUGUACCUGUGGCUAAGAGGUUAGCUAGUACUACACACAGUGUCACUACUUUAGCUCUUUCUGACUCACACUUGUCACCAGCCUACUUCUAAGAUGCCCAGACUUACACUCUGAGCCUGCCUUGCCUGGGAAGCAGACCCACAUGAGCUUCAUUUCCAAUCUGACAAAUGACUGUUUCUCAAGAGUGGUCCUCUAAGAUAAUCAAGCAUGAAGACAAUUCCCGCUGCUUGCUAACUUCAGAGGCAACACAAGGCUGUGGGAGUGUUCUUUGUUUACAGGGGAUGCUAACCACUGAAAAACUCACAGGGCAGAUUUAGGUAAAACUGAUUCACUGGAGAGCUGGAAAUCUGCCUGCCUUGCAAAGAAGAAUGUGUUUUAAAUUAAUGAGUCUGAAAGGUAUCUUUUUCUGUUAAUUCCAUUUUCACACUUUGAAAAAGGUUCUCUCUUCAGCUGUUCACUGUAAUAGAAGUAUCACUUUGUCACAGUAUUUAUUCCACAUGCCAGGGUUCCCAUGGAUGUAGCUGAUGAUGAUUUUGUAAAUAUAAUUACCUAACUAUACAUAAAACUAUAUGGUAAUAAACUAUUUUUGCACCACC
This is a messenger RNA of Sceloporus undulatus (fence lizard), 12953 nucleotides long. RefSeq names its product myosin phosphatase Rho interacting protein (gene MPRIP). Lineage: Eukaryota; Metazoa; Chordata; Lepidosauria; Squamata; Phrynosomatidae. The record is from RefSeq and is a predicted model, not a curated record. The transcript has 25 exons. Gene Ontology annotation, cellular component: actin cytoskeleton. Bases 973 to 8214 code for a protein of 2413 amino acids. Gene Ontology annotation, molecular function: actin filament binding. Gene Ontology annotation, biological process: actin filament organization.